CUCCUUUAGUGAAAUUAAACAAAAUACCCAAAAAGGAUGGAUUAUUAUGUGACAUGUAUGCAAAAUGUGAAUAUUUGAACCCAGGUGGUUCUAUAAAGGACAGAAUUGCAUAUAGAAUGGUGCUGGAUGCUGAGGAAAAAUGCAUUUUAGUACCAGGGAAAUCUGUGAUCAUUGAACCAACUUCAGGAAAUACUGGCAUUGGUUUAGCUUUAGCUGCAGCAGUGAAAGGAUACAGAUGUAUCAUAGUUCUGCCAGAGAAAAUGUCAGAUGAGAAAGUAAACACUCUACUAGCAUUGGGAGCGGAGAUCAUCAGGACACCCACUGAAGCUGCAUCCCAUGACCCUGACAGCAAUCUCAUGGUGGCCAAACGACUUGCUAAGGAGAUACCGAAUGCUGUUAUGCUGGAUCAGGUAUAA
This is a messenger RNA of Papilio machaon (common yellow swallowtail), 416 nucleotides long. Its product is annotated as cystathionine beta-synthase-like. Lineage: Eukaryota; Metazoa; Arthropoda; Insecta; Lepidoptera; Papilionidae. The coding region runs from base 54 to 416 and encodes 120 amino acids. Gene Ontology annotation, cellular component: cytoplasm. The record is from RefSeq and is a predicted model, not a curated record. Gene Ontology annotation, molecular function: cysteine synthase activity; cystathionine beta-synthase activity. The transcript is spliced from 3 exons.